Messenger RNA from Ilex paraguariensis (yerba mate), 501 nucleotides. NCBI's taxonomy places the organism in Eukaryota, Viridiplantae, Streptophyta, Magnoliopsida, Aquifoliales, Aquifoliaceae. The record is from the annotation of a GenBank genome assembly.
AUGGAUUCGGGAUCUACUGAUUUAUCAACAGCACCUUCUGUUAAAGCUCCAGCUGUACCAGCUCCUGCUGCAGUAGAUGCUGGACCAGAUACACAAGAUGCACCAUCUAGGCUAUCUGCUUCUGGGAUAUCCACAUGGGCCAAAAAUUUGAAAAUCCCCCAGUCAUUGCAAGGCACCCAUGAUGAAUCACCAUCCGAGAAUGCUGGAAAAUCAGCUUUUGCUCGUUUUACUAGUGGGUUUGGAUUGCGCUUGUCUCCCAAAGCUCCUCAGGUAAAUGAUGGUUCUGAUGAAGCUUCCACAACGUCACAACCUGGUUUUAUUGGAACGCUCACAAAGGGAAUAGUGGACUCAUCUAGGAGUGCAGCGAAGGCUGUCCAGGUCAAGGCUCGACAUGUUGUAUCACAAAAUAAACGAAGAUAUCAGAUACACUCACAGGGAUCAAUACACAUACCGAUGGAGACAAAAUGCCAGAUGGUGAAGGGGCAAAGAGGAAGAGAGUAG